UAAAAUACUCCUGCAGGGAAUAGAACACCGGUCGUCUAGCCUGCAACCAGUUAUUUUAUCGAGUUCAUCAUGAGUAAGGAAGGAUGCACUGAAACUGCAGCUCUGACAGCGGUCGACUACCGAGAGCACGUUACACGCCAGUCAGCCAACCAGACGAGAGCUUUCUAGUCAGCUACUCGGCUCUUCUUCCACAGUCGUGUGGUCACCUGCUAUCCGACCGCUUCGUGAUGCUCUGGUGUUCAUUUUCCCAGAUCAGAGAGCUUUAAGAGACAUAGACACUCGUUCGUUUGUAUGUGUUCUGUGGACGUAGUGGUGUGAAGUGUUGUUGAUCUUACUAACGGUUCUUCUAACCUGUUGUGAUACACGUGUUAUAGGCUGCAGUCCUAUAAACAUUAUACAUGUGCUAUUCACCUUAAAAGUUGUGCACGCAAUGAGGCUUGGAAAAUAUCUCCUGUAAUCUACGCACAUAUUUGCAGAUCAUAAGGUCAUCAGAAUCCGGGCCCUGCACAUGACGAAGCUGGUUGCGUUUGUUUCGUUCUGUCGCCUUCGGAAUGACUGGAUCCUAUUCACCUAGCGGAACCUCAUAAACCAGAGGGAUAUUGGUGUGUACUCGAUGCAGCUGCUUAUCUCACACGAUGACGCCGAUAACGAACUGCAAGCAUCUCGUCUUCAAGCUUCUUGUUGCGUCUGUGCUCCUUAAACUCGUGGAAGGUUGUCAGUUCUAUCCAGCAGGCGAGUACCUGAGGUUUGUUCGGGUGCCAGAAAAUGUACCUGUUGGGGGCGAGGUUCUUCAGGUCGAGGUACAUCCUCGACAAAAUCUUAGUAUCCAACCAGUUGAUAAGGUGGAAGAUGUGAGCUACUUCAAGUACCAGGAUGUGAGCAGCGAGGUAGUGUCUGUGAUAUUAGCCCAGUCUCUUGAGGACCUGGUGGACAGUGAGAGUCCGCAGAAUGUACUCAAAUUCAGACUUGUUUGUGACUAUAAUGAUGGCGAAGACAAGAUAUCAUCUUAUCUAUCUGUGACAGUAUAUGUUGAGGACAUAAAUGACCAUGCUCCUCAGUUCAUCAAUGCCCCGUAUCAUGUGACCGUGGAUGAGUUAACACCAACUGGUCUGACUGUCUUCCGUGGAAUCCACGCUAUUGACCAUGAUAAGCCAAAUACUCCAAACUCUGAUAUACAGUAUUCAAUUGUUGAUGGAAACGAUAAAGGAAAGUUUGCCUUGGAGAGCAGUCACCGUGCAGUUUUGGUGCUCAGACAUCCCCUGGACUAUGACGCAGGUGACAGGAAUUUCAUGCUGACACUCAUGGCAUCGGACAGAGGCUCCCCACCAAGGAACUCUACUACAAGUAUGCAAGUGUCAAUCCUCGAUAAUGAUGAUCUCAGCCCGAAGUUCACUCAAGACGUGUACAGAACACAAGUUACUGAAUUCUAUCCCCUCUCUGGUAAGAAAAUACAUCAGGAGUUGAAAUUCAGCCCUCCUAUACAUGCAUAUGACCAGGAUGUAGCAUUAGAUGCACCAGUUCACUACGAUAUAAUAUCUGGCAAUGAUCGCCAUUUGUUUGCUGUGGACAGACACAAUGGCUCAUUGUUUCUGGAGCAGGAAUUGGACUUGGACAAGGAGAGAACACUGCCAGGAAAUAUGUUUGUCCUCCAGCUCCAAGCUUCUCAGGUUGACAAUCCCUUGAAAACAGGGCUUGCCCGGGUUGAAGUGGAGUUACUGGAUCUCAAUGACAAUUUACCCGAGUUUGAGGUGGACCUUUAUAACAUUAGCAUUGUGGAAAAUCUUCCAAAUGGGUUCAGCGUCCUUCAGGUUAUGGCUGCAGAUAAAGACCAGGGAGACAAUGGGGAAUUCACAUACCAACUUGAUGACCCCAGUCAGGCCUUCAUAAUUGAUGCUCGGACAGGGUGGCUGACUGUUAGAGACCAAAGUAUGCUGGACAGAGAAAAGCAGCCUUCUUUAGGAAUGAGAGUCUAUGCAAAGGAGAAGGUUCCUAGUGUAGUGAAGAAGCCAGACAAUAGUAGCUCAGAAGCGUCAGUUACUGUAGAGGUCACAGUGCUUGAUGCAAAUGAUAAUAACCCAAUCUUCAUGCCCAGCAACUUAUAUGAGUUCACUGCAGAAAGUGAUGCUCGCGUUGGGGAUGUUAUUGGGCAGGUAAAAGCUACAGAUCCUGAUCUUGGUCGAAAUGGAAUGGUGUUAUAUGAUCUGCAACGCUCAAGCAAUGGGUCAUCAAGUAUGAGUCCAUUGCCAUUUACUGUGGAUGCCCAGAAUGGUCAGGUGCUUGUUAUUGAUUCCCCUCUGGGUGAGGGACGCCAUGCUUUGUUUAUUGAAGCAUCAGAUCAGCCAGCUAAUCCAAGUGAGAGGAGGUACUCAUUGGCAGUUGUAACCAUUGAUGUGCUGAAAGCAGGAAGCAAAGGCAAAGGUGAUGAAGUGCCAGAUUUUGUUGGUGCCCCUUACGAAUUCUGGGUUGGUGGUAAUGUUGGCGUGGGAACCAGUGUUGGUCAAAUCCGUGUAACAGAUGCUGUUGAAAAAACUCACAUUGGAUUUGACUUGCUUCAUAGUUAUCAUGAUGGUGUUCCCUUUGCUGUGGAGGAGCGAUCAGGAACCAUCACAGUGGUGGAUAACAUUUCCAAGUUUGAACAGCCUUUGUAUGAUUUUGAAGCUGUUGUAACAGAUGGACAAGACCUGACACUGGUAACAAAUGUGUCGAUCCACGUGGUUGAUGAUGAAAGAGUAAUAGGCACCAAGGGACCACCCAUUGAAUUUCGAGUCCGAGAGAAUUUGUCUGGGGCCCUGGUGGGACAGUUGUUGAACCAGAGCAAAGAACAGAAUUCAUCUGAUGUGAGUCGCUGGAAAUCAUUACAUUUUAUUAUUGCAAAUCAACAAGAUGUAACUGACCGAUUUGCAGUAUCACAAGAUGGUACAAUUUAUACCCAACAUGGACUGGAUCGUGAAGAGAGAGACAUCUAUCGACUCACUUUAAUUACCGAAAAUAGUCGAGGAUUGAUACGAGGUGCUGGAGUGUAUCAGGUGAAUGUCAUAGUUGAAGAUGAGAAUGACAAUGCCCCCGUGUUUGAGCGUCCCACUUAUGAGGGUCACGUUGAAGAGAAUUCUCCAGGAGGUACUGAAGUCACACUCAAUCACCUGAUACGUGCUACAGAUGCAGAUGUUGGACAUCAUGCACAAUUCACAUUCACACUUCAUGGAGAAGGCAGUGAAUUGUUCACUGUCGAUCAGGCUUCUGGACGAGUGUUUGUUAAAGGACUGCUACUGGAUCGAGAGGAGAAAGCACUAUAUAUGUUGAGAAUUGUAGCCAGGGACAAGGGUAACUUAAAAUCUGAAGCAAAGCUCUUGAUUCAUAUUGAUGAUUUGAAUGAUAAUCCUCCAAGAUUCUGGCAGAUGGUCGUACUCCAUGAUCAAGAUGUGGAAAUCACACAGUCUGCUGCUUCCACCACCCAAGAACAAUAUAGAAACAUAAGUAUAACCAGUUCAGAUCUCCGCCAUACAGAAUCUGUUAUAACAAUGAAUUUCACAGAACAUCGUAAUUUGCCACCUGUAGUUUCAAUCUUGGAGAACACUCCAGUAGGAACAGCUAUCUUGCGUGUACUUGCAGGUGACAGAGAUGCGGGAAUUAAUUCUACAGUUACUUACAAGUUAACAACAGAGUCACAUUAUCCAACUCAGAGACAUUCUGCCAAAAACUACUUUACAGUUCAAUCACAGAAUGGUGAAGUUUUGGUAGCACGGACUUUACUUCCAGAAACAGACUUCUUCUUGAAUAUAACGGCAACUGAUGGUGGUGGCCUAAUGGAUAAUAUGACAGUCAGAAUUCAUGUGAAGGAUGUUAAUGAUCAUGCUCCAGUCUUCAAAAAAUCAUGGUACAAUUUUGAUUUGGAAGAAGGUUUUCACUCUGGAAGAAUUGUGGGCACUAUCGAAGCAACAGAUGCAGACUAUGGAAAUAAUGCAAAAUUAAUUUAUGGCAUCCUUCAGAAUGAACAAGAUGAUGUGGCAGUGUUUCCCUUUAGAAUAUCUGAAAAUGGCGGGAUUUUGACUGUUACUGGCGAGACAGAUCGUGAAGCUCGUGAUUCAUAUACCUUCCAAGUCACAGCACGAGACAGUGGUCCAGUAAAUAAUCAAAAACGCAGCAUGGUUGAUGUUGAAAUUCAUAUACUGGACGUAAAUGAUAAUGCCCCAACAUUUUAUGACUAUGACAAAGUAAUAGAGAUUCCUUCCCAAAUUCAAGGUAAUGAAACUUAUUAUUACAAUUUUUCUGAAUCAUCUCUGCCCGUACCAGUGUACUAUGCAUCAGUGCCUGAAAAUAGUUCACCAGGUACGGUGGUUACGAAACUCUCUGCAAAUGAUUCUGACUUCCCUGGAAAUGGAAAUGGGCUACUACUGUUCAAUAUCCCUCACCCAAAUCAAAAUGGUGAAAACUUAUUUUCCAUUGACUCCAAGGAUGGCACGGUAAUGACAAUUGGAAAACUAAACUAUGAGGCUCAGAACUUAUAUAACAUAACAGUUGUUGCUUCAGACCUGGGAAACCCUAGCCUAAGCUCUGUAGCACUUCUGAUUGUCAGGCUAAUAGAUGUUCCAGAGGAGGUAGAAGAAUUAAGAGAGCCAAUGUUUGCACACCGUUACUAUGAGGUGGAGGUUGAGGAGAACUCAGUGGUUCCUCUGUCGCUGCUAGUUUUAAAUGUCACAGAAACCUACAAAGUGCAAAGUCUGAAGUAUAGUAUUGUGCCAUCUCCAGGAAGUGAUACAUUUAAAAUAUCAUCAAGCAAUGGUACCUUGUACAUGGUAUGUAGUCCAGACAGAGAAAAACAAGCAAGGUACAGUCUGAAGGUGAGGGCAGAAGUAGCAAAAAGAAGCCGUGGAUUGCCUGUGAUAUUGUACCCAAUGGCUGCAGGAAGACUGGCUGACCUUGCUCCCAAUGAGAUCAGAAUUAUAGUUCGUAUAAAGGAUGUAAAUGAUAAUGCCCCAAGAUUUAUAAUAAAUGGACGUCCAAUUGUAGCAGCCAUACCAACCACAGCCACUUAUGGAUACCAGAUAGUUAGACUACAGGCUACUGAUCCCGAUGAAGGACUCAAUGCAGACAUACGAUACCAGAUCUUGGGAAGGGUAGAUGAUGAGUCCCGCAAGUUUGUCAUUGAUCCCAUCACCGGGCAGGUUCGCAGUAUUGUUAGUUUUGCAUAUGAUGCUGGUCGUGUGUAUGGCUUUGAUGUAAAAGCCACAGAUAGAAGAGGUGCAGAUGAUGGAAAGUCAGCAAUCACAAAUGUCUUUGUGUAUGUACUUGAUGAAGAAAAGCAGCUUGUGAUGGUUAUGGGUUCCAAGCCAACAACAGUUGAAAAAGACAUGGAAAAUAUAACCAAUGCUCUCUACAAUGUGACUGGUCUAGAUGUACGAGUCAGAAAAAUUGAGCCCCAUGUGGAACGAGACUUUGAUGAGGGUAGCGCGACUGACUUAUAUCUUUAUGCUGUUGACCCAAGGAUGAACAUUAUUAUUGAUAUGGACACAUUACAGCAUGUCCUAAAUAAGAAACAGUCUGACAUAAAGCGUUUCUUGGAACAUUAUCGAGUUCUUGAGAUAGCCAGCGGAGCUCCUGUUGUCACUAAGCCACGUAACCAGCGCUACUUACUCUCCUCUCUUGAAGUGGGUGUAGUAGUACUUGGUUGUGUUGUGUUUGUGGGGGCUUUGGCAGCUGCGAUAUGUGUUGGUUGUGUCCGAAGGAGCAAACAGAGACGACAACAGAGGAAUAAAUCCUAUCAAUCUCAAGUGGGUUUCAACAUUAGCAACACAACAAAUCCUGUAAUAAGAACUACUUCAAAGGCUCACCUAUUUCCUGCUUCAUAUGUGGAUGGAAUUGGGUGUGGCGACACAACAGACACAUAUGUUGAUCUACACUCCAACAAGUCAAUGGUUUAUGGUCCACACUUCCAUCAGCAUCAUGAUCCAAGCUGCUCCAGACAGCAUGAACACCAGCGUCAUAGCAGUUCUGUAGGCCAGCAACUACGCCCGGUGCGUUCCAACAGCAAUGUAGCAGCUGCCACAACUGGCCUGGAGGCCUCCAUUACGUCUCUCCAGUCCAGUGGGCAGGAUUCUGGUAUUGGGCGUUGUGUUUGUGGGCAUUCCACCAGUCAUUCAUCUGGUGACAGUAGCAAUGGCAGUUAUGAAGAUUCUCUCAAAUCUCUCCACCAACACGCCAUUAAUGGAGGUCACAUUCGACACACAAGCCUCAUGAGACGGAGUAACGAUGUCUCAACAAGAAGACGACCGCGUCACAACUCCAUCAGUGGAGAUGUGGUGCAUCGAGCACCUGACAUACAGCAGCAACCAAUGAAACAACAGCACAAACCUUUAGUACUCAUGGCCACUACUAAUUCAUCUCUGGUUCGAAAAGCAAGUGAAAGAUCAGUUGUAUGUCCAUUGAUAAAUGAAUGAAAGCUCUCUGAAAUGUGAUGCAUCUAUGGUUUUCAUGAUUUUGUCAUCAUUUUGACUGGAAUUUUCUGUGUUAUUUCCAAUUGCACAUUUCUGUACUACUGAUGGUGGUAAUGAAACCUUAGGUAAAUGAUUACAAUGUCAAAUUAUUUGAAGACCAGUUGCCUCAUUUUCUAUUCACCUUAAAAGUGCCAAAUGUAAAAAAUUUUUACCUUUGAAAAAAAAUGCUAGAUAUACCAACUUGUGAUAUAUACUGGAUAUUUUUCAAGGUACACUGUGAGAGCAUUAUUUCCCUAU
This is a messenger RNA of Cryptotermes secundus, 6728 nucleotides long. RefSeq names its product cadherin-89D (gene Cad89D). Gene Ontology annotation, molecular function: calcium ion binding; cadherin binding. NCBI's taxonomy places the organism in Eukaryota, Metazoa, Arthropoda, Insecta, Blattodea, Kalotermitidae. Gene Ontology annotation, biological process: homophilic cell-cell adhesion. The coding region runs from base 636 to 6434 and encodes 1932 amino acids. Gene Ontology annotation, cellular component: catenin complex; plasma membrane. The transcript is spliced from 24 exons. The record is from RefSeq and is a predicted model, not a curated record.